AUGGCCGACCGCUGGACAUGGGCCGCGCUGCUCAUCGCGAUCGUCUUGCGAACGCUAUGGAAGUCACGCUUUGAGGGCGUGAUGGACUCGCCGUACUUGACGUACUUUGCCGACGACUACAUGGAGGCGAGAAUGCGCUUCCGCUACGCGGCGACCCACGCCGGCGCCGAGUUGCACGCGAUACCGUACCCGGUCGACGACGCGGCGUACGCCGACCUCUCGAUUGACGUGGCAAUCCUCCGCGGCAGCAGCUCGCACCUCGUGCUGCAUCUCUCAGGCACGCACGGCGUCGAGGGCUUUGCAGGCAGCGCGAUCCAGUCGGCCUUUCUCGCCAACCUCACGGCGCUGUCCGACGAUGAGAACAAUCGCCCGACGAUCUUGCUCGUGCAUGGCGUCAAUCCAUAUGGCUUUGCGGCCUUGCGGCGCGUGAACGAGCACAACGUCGACUUGAACCGCAACUACUUGAGCGCGACGGCGUUCGCCGCCAAGCGGGCGGCCGACCCGAACGCCCAUGGGUACGCGGACCUCGAGCCCGCGCUCAACCCGCGCGAGCCCGUGCUCUUCCCGUUCCUCUUUUACCCGCGCAUGCUCCAAAUCAUCGCCACGAUGGGCUACACGGCCGCGAAGCGCGCGGUCGUCUCGGGCAACUACCAUUUCCCACACGGCUUGAGCUACGGCGGCCAGCACAUUGAACCCAGCCACACGCUCUUGCGGACCUUUGUCGCCGCCCACAUUGACUUGGAGGCCAUCACGCAUGCCGUGCUGCUCGACGUGCACACGGGUCUCGGACCGUGCGGCGCCGACACCCUCGCGGUCGGGUCGCGCGUGCUCAAGGAUGUGCCAAGCGUGACCACGACCCUCUUUCCCGACUAUGUAGCGCCCGACGGCAACGCAGCGUUCUCUGGCUACGACGCCAUGAGUGGCACCGCCGUCGCGGGCUACGAGACGUGGUUUCCGCCAACCGCUCGCACGGUCACCGUCAUGCAAGAGAUGGGCACCGUCCAGUCGCUCGCGGUGCUGGCCGCCCUCCGCGCCGAGAACGCAGCCACGCAGCACGACGCCGCGAAUCGAAAGGUCGCCGCUGAGGCACUCCGUGACGUCUUUUACCUCCGCGACGACCCGCAGUGGAAGCACGACGUGGCCCACCGCGGCCUCACGGUGCUGCACCAGGCCAUCGCGCACGUCGGUCGCCUCGAUGUCUAG
This is a messenger RNA of Saprolegnia parasitica CBS 223.65, 1203 nucleotides long. RefSeq lists its product as hypothetical. NCBI's taxonomy places the organism in Eukaryota, Oomycota, Saprolegniomycetes, Saprolegniales, Saprolegniaceae. The transcript has a single exon. The record is from RefSeq and is a predicted model, not a curated record. Bases 1 to 1203 code for a protein of 400 amino acids.